AGGAGAGUCACUGCCUCGCAGAAAAAGCAAUCUUGAAAAUUCCGUUGAUGGAUGCCUCUCACAGAUAUGAAGAGGCUUACCAUCUUCUCAGUCCGUUGUUUGCGGAUCAUCUCUCAUCAUCCUUGCUUAAGUUUUGGUUCAAACUGCUCCCCAUUCUUCUUCUUGGGAAGAAACUUGAGCCAAGUACUCUCAGCAAGCUCGACAAAUACCAGGCCUUUUCCUGAUUAUUCGCCUAAGAAGCCUACCAUCAAGGAUGCCGAAUUUGUUCAUCAUAUCACAACCACAAUUAAGUUGCGUCGCUCUGAGCCUCUGCGCCGUAUCAUGAAGCCGUAUGAAUCUAAGUUCAGGUCUGACCAUCUUAUUUGGACUCUCAUGAAUAUUAGGAACGAUUAUGAGUUGGUUUUGGAUUUUUUUGAUUGGGCAUGCAUUCGUAGAGAACCCAACUUGGAGGCUCGAUGCAUUGUUGUUCAAAUUGCCACUGCAUCAAAGGAUCUUAAAAUGGCACAUAGGCUUAUUCUUGAUUUUUGGAAAAAGCUGAAUUUGGACAUCAGUAUUUCGUUCACUCAUUUUUUGGAGCGGUUGAUAUACACAUACAAGGACUGGGGUUCAGAUCCCUACGUCUUUGAUAUUUUUUUCCAAGUCCUUGUUGAAUCUGGGCUUCUCAAUGAAGCAAGAAACCUGUUCAACAAAUUGUUAAAUUAUGGACUGGUUAUCUCGGUUGAUUCUUGUAAUUUAUUUCUUGCUCGUCUAGCGAGGAGUCUUGGUGGAAUUCAGAUGGCAAUAAAGAUUUUCAAUGAAUAUCCUGAAGUGGGUGUUCGCUGGAACACUGCAUCGUAUAAUGUCAUUAUCCAUUCUCUUUGUGAAAUAGACAAAAUAAAAGAAGCCCACCAUCUUCUCGUGCAAAUGGAAUUGAGAGGCUGUAUACCUGAUGUUGUAAGUUAUAGUACUAUAAUUAGCAGAUAUUGUCAUGUCGGUGACCUACAGAAGGUGUUAAAGCUCAUAGAAGAGAUGAAAGUAAAAAGACUAAAGCCAAACGCAUAUACAUAUAGCAGCAUAGUAUUUCUGUUGUGCAAGACUGGAAAACUCUUUGAAGCUGAGAAGGUCUUGAGAGAGAUGACGACCCAGGGAGUAAUUCCUGAUAAUGUGGUCUACACUACCCUAAUAGACGGUUUCUGUAAGUUGGGCAAUGUUUCAGCUGCUUGUUGGCUGUUUGAUGAGAUGCAGAGAAGGAAAAUAGAUCCUGAUUUUAUAACAUAUACUACUAUCAUACAUGGGUUUUGUCAGGCUGGAAAGAUGGCUGAAGCUGAUAAGCUCUUCGGUGAAAUGGUUACAAAAGGGUUGGAACCGGAUGAAGUUACUUAUACAGCAUUAAUUGAUGGUUAUUGCAAGUCAGGUGAGGUUAAAAAGGCCUUUUCGAUUCACAAUGACAUGGUUCAAAUGGGACUUACACCAAAUAUUGUCACGUACACGGCGCUGGCUGAUGGUCUUUGUAAACAAGGAGAGGUAGACACCGCAAAUGAACUCCUUCAAGAAAUGUGCUUGAAGGGUCUUCAACUGAAUGUCUGCACUUACAACACAAUUGUUAAUGGUCUUUGUAAAUUAGGAAAUAUCAUAGAGGCAGAGAAAUUGAUGGAAGAAAUGAAGGUGGCUGGACCGCAUCCUGAUACUUUUACAUAUACCACUCUCAUGGACGCAUAUUGCAAGACGGGAAAGAUGCCUAAAGCUUACAGGCUCUUGCAGGAGAUGCUGGAUGGUGGACUUCAACCUACAGUUGUUACAUUCAAUGUGCUGAUGAAUGGCUUUUGCAUGUCAGGAAUGCUUGAAGAUGGUAAUAAGCUACUUAAAUGGAUGUUGGAAAAGGGUAUAAUGCCUAAUGCCACAACCUAUAAUUCUCUGAUGAAGCAGUACUCCAUCAGAAAUAACAUGCGUACCGCAACUGAGAUUUAUCGGGAAAUGUGUUCAACAGGAGUGAGCCCUGAUGACAAUACCUAUAACAUUUUAAUAAGGGGGCAUUGUAAGGCAAGGAAUAUGAAAGAGGCAGAGUUUUUGCGCAGAGAAAUGGUUGGGAAAGGAUUUGCUCUUACGGCAAGUUCAUACAAUGCACUAAUAAAGGGCUUUUACAAAAGAAAAAAAAUUGUGGAAGCAAGGGAAGUAUUUGAAGAAAUGAGGAGACAAGGUUUGGUUGCAGAGAGAGAAAUAUACGACAUUUUUGUUGACAUGAACUAUAAAGAAGGGAACAUGGAGAUUACUCUUGAACUUUGUGAUGAAGUAAUAGAAAAUUGUCUUGUGGAAAGGACUAAGAACAAAGGCACCUAGAUGGAUUUAUCUGUUCCACUAUUGGAAUUCCCCUCUAUAGUCAUUGUGAUUUUUCGGGCGAAGUAGCCUGCAUUGGUCCCCAAGACACAAUCAUCCAAUGUACUCAAAACUCAUGGUGACCACCAUUUGCCAUCUUACUCUCUGGCUACCAGUUUUCUUCAUUUUUUUGUGGAAGGGUAGAUAAGGCGGAGCCCAAAAAGGACUGCAUCUUAAAGGCGCAUAAUAGGACAUCUCAAAGACAAGGUUUUCUAAGAGCAAUACCACCAAAAGGACAAGCCAUGUUUGUUAGGCAGUAGAAAGGCUGAGAGCAAUACACCCAUCACAUAGGGAAAACUUUGAGGGUCGUUUAACAAAUGUAUUUAAC
Morus notabilis is the source of this 2680-nucleotide messenger RNA. Its product is annotated as pentatricopeptide repeat-containing protein At1g05670, mitochondrial. The transcript has 2 exons. Gene Ontology annotation, molecular function: protein binding. The record is from RefSeq and is a predicted model, not a curated record. NCBI's taxonomy places the organism in Eukaryota, Viridiplantae, Streptophyta, Magnoliopsida, Rosales, Moraceae. The coding region runs from base 52 to 2316 and encodes 754 amino acids.